AUGUGGAAGGCUUCGGCAGGCCACGCCGUGUCCGUCAGUCAGGUCGACGGCGGUGCCGACGACUGGGAAACCGACCCCGAUUUCGAGAACGACGUCAGUGAGAAGGAGCAGAGAUGGGGCGCCAAGACCGUGCAGGGGUCCGGGCACCAGGAGCACAUCAACAUCCACAAGCUGCGGGAGAACGUGUACCAGGAGCACCGCAGCCUCAAGGAGAAGGAGCUGGCCACGGGCCCCAGGGCCUCGCACGGCUACGGCGGCAAGUUCGGCGUGGAGCAGGACAGGAUGGACAAGUCAGCCGUCGGCCACGAGUACCAGGCGAAGCUCUCCAAGCACUGCUCGCAGGUCGACUCCGUCCGCGGGUUCGGGGGCAAGUUCGGCGUCCAGGUGGACCGGGUUGACCAGUCGGCCGUGGGCUUUGAGUACCAGGGCAAGACGGAGAAGCACGCCUCCCAGAAAGACUACUCGAGCGGCUUCGGCGGCAAGUACGGCGUGCAGGCCGACCGCGUGGACAAGAGCGCCGUGGGCUUCGACUACCAGGGCAAGACGGAGAAGCACGAGUCCCAGAAAGAUUACUCCAAAGGCUUCGGCGGCAAGUACGGCAUCGACAAGGACAAGGUGGACAAGAGCGCCGUGGGCUUCGAGUACCAGGGCAAAACGGAGAAGCACGAGUCCCAGAAAGACUACACGCGAGGCUUCGGGGGCAAGUUCGGGGUGCAGACCGACCGGCAGGACAAGUGCGCGCUGGGCUGGGACCACCAGGAGAAGCCGGAGCUGCACGACUCCCAGAGAGACUACUCCGUGGGGUUCGGCGGGAAGUACGGGGUGCAGAAGGACCGCAUGGACAAGAACGCCUCCACCUUCGAGGACGUCGCCAAGGUGCCGUCCACCUACCAGAAGACGGUCCCUGUGGAAGCAGCCACCAGCAAGACGAGCGACCUCAGAGCCAACUUCGAGAACCUGGCCAGGGAGCGGGACCAGGAGGACCGGCGGCGGGCGCAGAGGAUGGCGCAGGAGAGGCAGGAGCAGGAGGCGGCGCGCAGGCAGCUGGACGAGCGAGCCCGCGCCCAGAGGCAGAGCCCGCCCGCCUCCCCCGCCCCCCAGCCGGCUCCCGAGAGGCCGCCCUCCAGCCCGGUCUACGAGGACGCCAUUUCCGUGAAGGCCGAACCCGGCUCCAGAGGCCCCGUGAGCGAGCCUGAGCCCGUGUCCAGCAGGGAGGCCGGCGGCCAGCAGGGCCUGGUCUACGCCCCCGAGGCCGUCUACGACUCCACCGAGGCCCCGGGCCACUACGCAGGAGAGGAGAGCACCUAUGACGAGUAUGAGAACGACCUGGGCAUCACGGCCAUCGCCCUCUACGACUACCAGGCCGCGGGCGAUGACGAGAUCUCCUUCGACCCGGACGACAUCAUCACCAACAUCGAGAUGAUCGAUGACGGCUGGUGGCGCGGGCUGUGCAAGGGCCGGUACGGGCUCUUCCCGGCCAACUACGUGGAGCUGCGGCCGUAG
This is a messenger RNA of Pipistrellus nathusii (Nathusius's pipistrelle), 1503 nucleotides long. The record is from the annotation of a GenBank genome assembly. NCBI's taxonomy places the organism in Eukaryota, Metazoa, Chordata, Mammalia, Chiroptera, Vespertilionidae.